GAACUUCAAUCACCAUCUGCUUUCAUUUCCAAUGUCUCAACUAGUAACCUUCCAAAUGCAAAAAUUCCUAUUCAACCUAACUCCCGAUGAGAACCCCUAUCAAGCCGCGGCUCAUUACCUGCAACAUUCACUUCAGCCAUCGUAUCUACCAUUUGGGUGGCUUUGUCUCGAACACAUUAUCGCAUUAGGUUUUUUAAUGUGAGCACCCAACGUUGACUUCACAUGCAGAUCAAAGCUACAAAAGUAUGCUUGACAUCAUCUCUUAUUACUGGUCACAAGAAUGUCUUGUCAAGCUCUUUGGGUACUCUUUAUUCGAUCAAAGACAAAGAAAUUUUAUCACAUAGGUACCAACCAUCUCGGUUUGAUUCAGCUCGAUCGUGCGAACCAUUGUGGCUUGUGCUACUUACUUUACGGCCUCCUCGCAUUGUCAGAUAUCAUAUGUGGGGAUUUGGUAUCAGCUGGUAUAUUGCAGCCGGCAUGGCCCAGUAUGAUUCGUGGUGUGAAAUGUACCGUGACAAUCACCUGUGCAUGGUAAGUUUGUAUGUAUUCAGGCUUGAGCCAUCUAUGAAUCGCUAACCUUAACACAUGUUGCAGUGUGAUCCUAUGGCUGUCCAUCUGUCACUAUAUGUUAAGCCUUGCAACCACGAUGCCCAAACCUCUGAUUUGGGCUCUCAACGGAUUCUUAUUAGCAAUGACUGUUUUGUCACCCAUUCCGAUCCUCUAUUCGUGGUUUCAGAGUACCUUGCAAUACAUCCAAAUGCAAGAUGUGGUCUACCCUGUUGUUAAACAUCUUAUUCGCUUAGCCUCUUCCUAUUCCCCAGCCAACUACCGACCUGUGCGUUUGGCCAAAUCACUCAUUCCGCUCAUGAAGACCACAAAGAACUUUGAUCUUUUGACAUAUUACAUUCGCUGGGGAUUUCUCUCUUACCUAGUUAUCUCUGUAAUCGUUAUUCUGAUAUAUAUCCCUCCGAUUUUUCUUUCGUUUGUACGCAAUCUCAGAAAUCGUGUCAUAGGUGAGACCCUUCGUAGGCAACAUCGGUUAGUGAUGGCAAAUACUCUGCUGGAGUGCUUUAUCAUAGUUUCGUUUAGCAUCUUGACAACCUACGUAUUAACCCUUUUCCCGGCUGGUGAUCCUACGCAUGAUCAAAGGUUCUGGCUGGCUAUUCGAAUUGGUAUGAACGGUGUGAUCUGCAUUUUUGGAAACAUUGCCAUCUUCAUUGUUUUGUUCGAGGUUCGGAAGUCGCAUCUCCCCAAUAAGGCAAUUUCUAAAGUGGAUGUCACUCUCGCGGAAUUUUCAAGUACAUCAGCUAAGGACAAGUUUGAUUGCUGAAUUCACUCACAAGUUUUUCAUUCUAGUUAUGGAACUCUGAGUUAUAUUUUCUCUGCCCACCCGCACCUUCUUUUGUUUUUGGUUUAGCAAUGGUUCUCUCUGAUACCAUUUCAUUACAGUCCAGUACCAUAUGAAUUUAUGGCGGUUAAUUGAUCAAAUUCGUUCACUUUAGGUGUUUAUCUUAGAUGACCUAGGUUUUAUCUCAUCCUUACAUUAAUAUGUCAAUCCACUCAUUCUCUCAUAUAGCUAUCUCUUGGAGUGUGUGUCACUAAUGUGAUGCAGGAGAAAUCACAUGACAUGACAUGUCAUGAAUAUGUAUUUCUUCAAGC
Molecule: messenger RNA, 1659 nt
Organism: Melampsora larici-populina 98AG31
Lineage: Eukaryota; Fungi; Basidiomycota; Pucciniomycetes; Pucciniales; Melampsoraceae
Exons: 12
Coding region: 626-1330 (234 amino acids)
Source: RefSeq, a predicted model, not a curated record